AUGGCAAAGGACCGGGUUUCUGGUGUGCAGAUAUAUCUGGAUUCUAACGACCCCAAAAAUUUUAUGAAAAAAACGAUGGAGAAGGUGAGCAAAAGCGACUCUGAGUCUGGAAGCGAAUCCAGCUCUGAGGCGUCUGUAGAGUCUUCAGGGAGUUCCAGGGAGUCGAUGGGCUCUGGAGAGGAAUGCACAGAGACCGAGUCUGAGAUCGAGGAGGAGACAUCGAGCGGAAGCGCAGAGGAAAGCAAGAGAGAGAAUCCAUCUCUUACAGUGUUCAUAAAGGGCAUAAGCUAUGACUUGACGGAGUACGACUUGAAGAGUGAGAUGGAGAAGAUAGGAAAAGUAGCCCGGGUUGGGAUUCCGAUGACCAAUGACUACAAGCGUAAUAAGGGCUUUGGAUAUGUGGAGUUCUGUAAGGAAGAAGAUGUGAAGAAGGCGCUGAAGCUGGACGGUACUGUUUUUCUUGGUAGAGAGGUGAUUGUGAACAUGGCACAUCCUCGAACCAACAAAGAGAAACACACAAUAUACAUUUCAAACCUCCCGUUCGAAUGUGACAAGAAGAAGUUGAAGAAGUACUUUGAAGAGAUGGGAGAAGUGGUUGGGAUGUCUUUCCCAUAUGAUAAAGAAAAUGACCGAUUGAAGGGAUACGGAUUUGUCGACUUUGGAAACAAGGAGGACUAUGAAAAGGUUUUGAAGAAGAAACUGGUUUUUGAAGACAGUUCUAUAUACCAGAGACCGGCUUAUAAGAACGGUAGGGAGGAUAGAAAGGAUUUUGACAGAAGAGGACCUAAAAGAAACGACUCCAGAUGGAAUGGAAAAAGACAUGGAAUGGACGGUCAGAACAGAAACAACAAUAAGAAAGUUAAGUUUAACUCUGAUAGCGAGGAAUAA
Encephalitozoon intestinalis ATCC 50506 is the source of this 888-nucleotide messenger RNA. RefSeq names its product splicing factor CC1-like protein. Gene Ontology annotation, cellular component: cytosol. The transcript has a single exon. NCBI's taxonomy places the organism in Eukaryota, Fungi, Microsporidia, Unikaryonidae. Bases 1 to 888 code for a protein of 295 amino acids. Gene Ontology annotation, molecular function: mRNA binding. The record is from RefSeq and is a predicted model, not a curated record.